CAGCGGCGGCAGCGGCGGCGGAGGCAGCAGCCACCCGAUGUCUUCGGCGCCCGAGAAGCAGCAGCCACCGCACGGCGGCGGCGGCGGCGGCGGCGGCGGGGGAGGCGGCGCGGCCAUGGACCCCGCGUCGUCCGGCCCGUCCAAAGCCAAGAAGACGAACGCCGGCAUCCGGCGCCCGGAGAAGCCGCCCUACUCGUACAUCGCGCUCAUCGUCAUGGCCAUCCAGAGCUCGCCCACCAAGCGCCUGACGCUCAGCGAGAUCUACCAGUUCCUGCAGAGCCGCUUCCCCUUCUUCCGCGGCUCCUACCAGGGCUGGAAGAACUCGGUGCGCCACAACCUCUCKCUCAACGAGUGCUUCAUCAAGCUGCCCAAGGGCCUCGGACGGCCCGGCAAGGGCCACUACUGGACUAUCGAUCCGGCCAGCGAGUUUAUGUUCGAGGAGGGCUCUUUCCGCCGCCGGCCGCGCGGAUUCAGGCGGAAGUGCCAGGCGCUCAAGCCCAUGUACAGCAUGAUGAACGGGCUCGGCUUCAACCACCUCCCGGACACCUAUGGCUUCCAGGGCUCCACCGGCGGCCUCUCCUGUCCGCCCAACAGCCUGGCCCUGGAGGGCGGCCUGGGCAUGAUGAACGGCCACUUGCCGGGCAACGUGGACGGCAUGGCUCUGCCCAGCCACUCGGUGCCCCACCUGCCCUCCAACGGCGGCCACUCGUACAUGGGCAGCUGCGGCGGCGCGGCCSCGGGCGAGUACCCGCACCACGACAGCUCGGUGCCGGCCUCCCCUCUGUUGCCGGCGGCCGCCAGCGGGGUCAUGGAGCCACACGCAGUCUACUCGGGCUCUGCGGCUGCCUGGCCGCCCUCGGCCUCUGCGGCGCUCAACAGCGGAGCCUCCUACAUCAAGCAGCAGCCCCUGUCCCCCUGCAACCCUGCAGCCACCCCCUUGUCCAGCAGCCUCUCCACACACUCCCUGGACCAGCCAUAUCUGCACCAGAACAGCCACAACGCCCCAGCUGAGCUGCAAGGCAUCCCGCGGUAUCAUUCCCAGUCGCCCAGCAUGUGUGACCGAAAGGAGUUCGUCUUCUCCUUCAACGCCAUGGCGUCCUCCUCCAUGCACUCGGCCAGCGGGGGCUCCUACUACCACCAGCAGGUCACCUACCAAGACAUCAAGCCCUGCGUGAUGUGA
Molecule: messenger RNA, 1180 nt
Organism: Urocitellus parryii (Arctic ground squirrel)
Lineage: Eukaryota; Metazoa; Chordata; Mammalia; Rodentia; Sciuridae
Gene: Foxf1
Product: forkhead box F1
Biological process (GO): regulation of transcription by RNA polymerase II; animal organ morphogenesis
Cellular component (GO): nucleus
Molecular function (GO): DNA-binding transcription factor activity, RNA polymerase II-specific; RNA polymerase II cis-regulatory region sequence-specific DNA binding
Source: RefSeq, a predicted model, not a curated record